Molecule: messenger RNA, 951 nt
Organism: Aphidius gifuensis
Lineage: Eukaryota; Metazoa; Arthropoda; Insecta; Hymenoptera; Braconidae
Exons: 8
Coding region: 1-951 (316 amino acids)
Biological process (GO): sensory perception of smell; detection of chemical stimulus involved in sensory perception of smell
Cellular component (GO): plasma membrane
Molecular function (GO): olfactory receptor activity; odorant binding
Source: RefSeq, a predicted model, not a curated record
AUGAAUUUUGUAUAUCAUAAUCGUCACAAUAUAAUAAUUGUUUUAAAAGCAAGUAGCCUAAUAUUUAGUAUUACAACAAUAUUAUUGAAGGUGAUAAGUUAUACAUAUUAUCGUGAUGAAUUACUUGAAUUACACAAUACAAUGGAUUCAUUUAUUGAUGACCAUAUAAAAGAUGAUAAAUUAGCAUCUGUUAUGAUUAUGAAAAAAAUAACUGGUCAACAAAUUGCAUGGAUUUCAAUAUAUAUAUGGUAUAAAUUAUUACAAGCAUUUUUAUAUGCUUGGCUGGGUGAAGAAAUUUUUAUGGCUAAUAAUGAAUUUCAAUUGGCUGCUUACAAAAGUAGUUGGGAGUAUUAUAAUAUUAAAUCAUAUAGCUAUUUUACUAGUAUGCUAUUAAUUCAAAAACCUAUGUAUCUUGAAGCUUGUGGUUUAGUAGAAAUAUCAGCACAAAUGUUUGCAAAGGUAACAAGUUAUAUUUAUUAUCGAAAUGAUUUACUUGAAUUACACAAUAUACUGGAUACAUUUAUGGAUGAACAUAUAAAAGAUGAUAAAUUAGCAUCUGUUAUGAUUGUUCCAUUAUUAGUUUUUUCUAAAAAAUUAACAAUACCAAUAAUAAUAUGUGCAUAUGCAAUAAUGAUGGAAACAAUAACUGGUCAACAAAUUGCAUGGAUUUCAAUAUAUAUAUGGUAUAAAUUAUUGCAAGCAUUUUUAUAUGCACGGAUGGGUGAAGAAAUUUUCAUAGCCAAUACUAAAUUUCAAUUGGCUGUUUACAAUAGUGGUUGGGAAUGUUUUAACAUAAAAUCAUAUAGCUAUUUUAUUAAUAUGCUAUUAAUUCAAAAACCUAUGUACCUUGAAGCUUGUGGUUUAGUAGAAAUAUCAGCACAAAUGUUUGCAAAGAUAAUAAAUACGUCAAUGUCAUAUUUUUUUCUAUUGCAAACACUCAAUCAAGAUUAA